Messenger RNA from Lizanozyma spartinae, 1059 nucleotides. It is a transcript of the gene THR1, whose product is annotated as homoserine kinase. The record is from RefSeq and is a predicted model, not a curated record. Lineage: Eukaryota; Fungi; Ascomycota; Pichiomycetes; Serinales; Debaryomycetaceae. The coding region runs from base 1 to 1059 and encodes 352 amino acids. Gene Ontology annotation, biological process: L-threonine metabolic process. Gene Ontology annotation, molecular function: homoserine kinase activity; ATP binding. The transcript has a single exon.
AUGUCAAAGUCAUUCACAUUAGUUGUCCCUGCCUCGUCGGCUAACAUCGGACCGGGGUUUGAUGUCCUUGGGAUCGGUCUUGACUUGUUUCUCACUAUCAAGGCAUCUGUUGAUUCUCAAGUUGACACUUCAUCUUAUGAUUCUAAUUGUCAUUUGAGUUAUGAAGGUGAUAAUGCUCAGAAUGUUCCUCUUGAGGCCAGUAAGAACUUAGUGACAAACGCAGCAUUAUAUGUUUUGCGCUGUAAUGGUAUGUCGCUGUUCCCAUUGGGUACUCGCAUUCAUGUGAAUAACCCUAUUCCAUUAGGUAGAGGUUUAGGUUCCUCUGCUGCUGCCAUUGUGGGUGGUAUAAUGUUAGCUAACGAAAUUGGUGGGUUCGGUUUCGAUAAGUUAAGAUUAAUGGACUAUUGCUUGAUGAUUGAAAGACAUCCAGAUAAUAUUGCAGCUGCCAUGUUAGGUGGUUUUGUUGGAAGUUAUUUAAAUGAAUUAUCAGAAGAAGACCAACUUUAUAAAAGCGUUCCAUUAGAGUAUAUUUUACCUAAACUGUCCACACCAUCUGAUAAGGUUUUAAGUACACAACCUCCAAAAGAAAUUGGUGAAUACUUAAAAUAUGAUUUCAACCCCAAAGUUAAAUGUAUAACCAUUAUUCCUCAAUUUGAACUAUCUACUGAAAAGGCAAGAGCUGUUCUUCCUGAAUCAUAUACUAAACCAGACAUUAUAUUCAACUUACAAAGACUUGCUAUUUUAACACUGGCAUUAGCUCAAGAUCCUCCAAAUCAUAAUUUGAUAUAUAAUUCUAUGAAGGAUAAAAUUCAUCAACCAUAUCGUGCAUCUUUGAUUCCUGGCUUGGAGAAUGUUUUGGCAAGUGUCACGCCAACUUCAGACCCUGGUCUUUGUGGUAUUUGCUUGUCAGGUGCUGGUCCUACUAUCUUGUGCUUGGCCACAGAUAACUAUGAAACUAUUGCUUCCAAAGUGGUAUCCAUAUUUAAGGAAUCUGGCGUUGAAUGUACUUGGAAAGUUUUAGGGUUGGCUUAUGAUGGUGCUACUGUAGAACAAAAUUAA